Daldinia vernicosa is the source of this 705-nucleotide messenger RNA. RefSeq lists its product as uncharacterized. The transcript is spliced from 2 exons. The coding region runs from base 65 to 436 and encodes 123 amino acids. The record is from RefSeq and is a predicted model, not a curated record. NCBI's taxonomy places the organism in Eukaryota, Fungi, Ascomycota, Sordariomycetes, Xylariales, Hypoxylaceae.
AUUAGGUAGGUAGGUAGGUAGGUAAAGUAGGCAAACAGGUGGUGUCUAAGUUGGCGUAAAGGACAUGGGGGAUUCGGCCACGUGUUGCUCUUGUGCGACGACAACCUUCGCUCUUAUACCGGGAUCAUCCUCGGUAGCCGUGCCGGGCCUCCUUGCGUCAGAGUUGGAUAAGUACUCUAUUCUUGAACCAUGGAUGGCAUGCGGCUCCAACGUGUUCGUCUAUCUAGGUACAUAUGUAGUAGGUAACGGUCGGUUGAUUCGGGCUCGGUCUGGUGUCGCUGGGUUGCAUCGUGAGGUGUAUAUUAGGUGCAUAUGUAUGUGUGUGUAUAUGUAUAUAUGUAUGUCUGCCUCAAAGUAUCUGCUACAAAGUCCAGAUGGCAGCUCCCUAGGGGAUGUACCCUACCGACCUGCGACUUUUAUUCUAUUCGGUGCAUAGUGAGGUGUUGGCUGAUUGGCCAUUCGUCGCCAAUAGGAGAGAUGAUACGGUGUCUAGGGCCGCUAUUGGAGCGCAUUUAUUACUCAGAUGUCACCGAGGCUUAAAGGCGCAUAGCUAUGUUACGAGCAUGUCUAAGGGAGGCCUCAUGGAGCAGGUAAGUUCACGAAUGCUUAUUAGGAAGUCAAUGUACAUGAAAUAGAGCCGCAUGUUUGUAUAUAGCACUUAUUGAAGUACUCCCCGAGAGGCAGGUAUCAUCUAAGCCGCUUAGG